CUCACUGAACCCGUGUUCACGGUCUCCUCCCACUCCUGUCGUCAAAGGAUGAGUUGUUAGCCUGUCUGUUAGCAUGCUAGCUAACUGCACACAACUAUACCAACGGACGGCUGAAAAUCAAAAAAGAAAGAGGAUGAUACAGCAAACCUUCUAACAACUGCGAAAUGGAUUCACCAACUUGACAGCCAUUCGAGGAGGACUAAAACCAGAACAAGACUGAAGCUGUUCUAGCUUUUUCUUUAUUAAUAAACCUUCCAGCAGACUAAGUGACGACGUUUGACCCAAUAUGAUGAACACGUAUAGCAUCUGUUUGUAUGAAGUUAUCUACCCACCUUAUAUCGUAUGUAUGUCAACGGAUGUCGGUCUCCAACUGAAGGAAUAUGUAUUUACUUAACGACUGCGUUGAAUUGUGUUUAACACGCACUUCUGCGUGCAUUUCAGACUUGUCAGUUUGUAAGCAACCUAGCAAUAGCUGGCCUGAGAAAGUAUUGUAGUUAUCUUGUGGGCACUUACCUGCUGAGUUAGCUUUCACCCAGUCACCUCGAUUAGCAUUGUAGCUGCUCAGCGAGCUGGUAGCUUUUGACCUGUGAAUAUUAAAACGGGGCCUUACUGUUUGUUAGCUAACUUUUCGCUAGCUACGUGAGUCUUUAAAUUCACUUUUUACAAAAGCAUCGGUACGUUUUCCUCUCUCUAUUUAGUGAAGGCACAGUUUUAUGAAAUGCAUCAUUCUGAAUUAACCGGGGAUUCUCCCGGAACCAAGAAAAUGGCACACGCAUCGAUGUUUACCAGUCGUAGAGGCAGUAAUACUGGAAAUGGUGACAUGUCUGCCUCGCUGAAUGCAGUCAGCAUGAACUGUAAUGCCAUUCUGACUGAUGACCACAAGUCGUCAAUAUUAAUUCACCAUGCACCCCCUGCUGGAUCAUCAACACCCACCUGCCUGAAUUUAAACAUCCAGUCUCAAUCCCACCAAAGUGCUGGGGCACAAGGAAAAAAGAAAAGUGGCUUCCAGAUUACAAGUGUUUUGCCAGCACAGGUCAGUGCUAACACUAACCACAGUAUAGCAGAUGAUACAGAAGGCUAUGAUGAUAUGGAUGAGUCCCAUACUGAGGAUCUGUCCUCUUCUGACACUUUUAAUGUGUCUGUAUCACGGGAGUCAGUCACAGGAAUUCCUGAGAUAAGUUUUUCAGAAGAAACACUAAAUGGUCUACAUGGAAGAGAGACCCCUGGAGAUGUAUUACCUAAUGAACCAGGGAAUCCUCACCUGCACUCUGUUCAGCCAGGAUGUAUGUUGAAUGGGACUAUUUAUCACCAUAAGGACCAUGGGUUGAGCUCUAUACCUACACCACAACAACCAUUUCAAGGGCUAACUGUGUACUCUUCAUCACUUAAUAGCAGUGCUCUUUCAUCAGACACCACUGUGCAGUCUGUUGCUGCUGUCCAGAGUAGAACCCAAAGAUUAGAUUCAGACCAAGAUGCUGUUGUAGAUGUUUGUGCCACUGUAAAUGUGAACCAGAUCUCAAUUUCAGCAUCAAGUUCUGCAACUGGUGCCAGUGGAGCAGGGAUGCCAGGGGGUGUGAUUAGGUCAAAUGCUAUUGAGGGAAGACUCCUUGGCACAACAGAGUCUACAGGAAACAGUACAACAGGAAUUACAGUAACCGCUGUGCAGAAUUUCACUGCACCCAGCACUACUCAAAUUCAGUCUUCCACAGCCAUUGCCUCCCGUUUCAGGCUGGUAAAGCUGGAUUCCAGCUCAGAGCCCAUCCGAAAGGGACGAUGGAUGUGCACAGAGUAUUAUGAGAAAGAAGGUCCUGCUGCAGCAGCUCCAUUUUCAGAUGCAGCCUCUAGCUAUCGAGCUGUGGAUAGUUUUAUCCAUCCUGAGAGUGAUGGUACAAUUGAAGGAUCCUCUUGUAACACACUGAGUGUUUUAGGAGAUCAUGGAAUGCAGCCUACCCAACAGAACUGUGUUCCCCCUGCUGUCUCUGUUCUUCACCCAAGUCUUACCCAACAAACUUCUCAACUUCACAUGCAUUUCCAAGAUACUGGAAUAAACACUCCUACUUCACCACCUUUAGCACCCUGUAACAACCCACAAGUUAUUUCAGUCCCAAGUCUAUUAGGAACUGAGAGUCAGCCUUCCCCUCCCACGGCCCAGCAGCAGAUCCCCAAUAAUGUAGAAGGCCUUUCUGACAAGUUAAUGGGUGGCUACCCUAUAAAUCAAUUUUCUAGGCUCAUGAGCCAGGAUUUACAGGGAUUAGAUUAUGCACAGAUUUCAAAUAGCACCCAGGCCCCUUCUCAGUUUCAUCAAAUGCUGACAAUUCAGAGCUGUAUAACGCUUAAGGCUACUGCAGCACCUAGCCUUCCAGCUGGGACCCCCACAAUACCUGUCCCACAGUCUGUAUCUCCAAAGCCCCAAGUUCCAUUUCCACAGAUGUUGUUGGCAAAAGGGAGCACAAUAAAUCAGGUCCAGCAAUAUCAACUACAAAUGCCUCCAGAACAGCAGGCUACUGCUAAUCAGCCACCCCAAUCAGUGUCCUUGAAUACAGGCCAGACUACUCCUAGUAAAUCUUCCUCUUCUCUUCAGAGCAAUAUUCAACCAGCCAUUCCAACAUACCUCCUGCAUGAAGGUCUUGCUGGCGAUCACCCUCGAGGCCAGUCCUCCCAGAUUCCCCCAGCAAGAGACCCUUAUGGUAGUGUAGCACCUCUGAUCACCUCACAGCUUGAAGAUGCCAGCCAUCUACUUUUCCAACACCAGUCCCUACUUUCACAGUGUGGCUCUGAAGCAAGUGUCAGUUUUGGACAGGAGGGAGAUGCCAGUUUGGGCACAGAUGAAGACAGCUCUUUAGGUGCCAGUGUUGUGGCUAUUGACAACAAGAUUGAGCAAGCAAUGGACUUGGUGAAAAGCCACCUGAUGUAUGCUGUACGUGAAGAAGUAGAGGUGCUAAAAGAACAAAUAAAAGAUCUGAUUGAUAGAAAUUCCCAGCUGGAGCAGGAAAACAACCUACUAAAGAACCUGGCUAGUCCUGAACAGCUAGGUCAGUACCAGGCUCAGGUACAGAGCACCUCCCCAAACAUUGCAACUCAGUCAGCAACUCUGGAAGGUCUACCAACUUCACAGACCCUGGGUUUGGGUCCUUCAGUAUAACUACAUCCUAACAGUGUAAUGGAGGACUACUGGCCUAUACUCUCACCAAAACAUAACACACGUUAAUCAACACUGUGAACACUUUCAAAGAUGGAAGCACAAUUUAAUGCCACAAUUGCUGAGGCUUGAGGAUAUACUUCUAAACUCUUUGCCAUUUGCACAUAUAUCUAGCUUGCUGAGAGCCAACCCCUAGAGAGCUUUAUAUGCUUCAGACAAUCAAUACUGAGAAAAAUGACUUGAAGUGGACUGUAACAAAUGCCAAUCAUGGAGGAUAAAGAUCUUUGGAAUUUAGGUCUAAUGACUUGCACCUCUGCAUGCACAAAAGUCUACUUGGUAUUAUUCAUUUCAGCAGUAAAUGUGAAUUGUGGUUAUUUAUACAUGGUCCAUUUUUUAUUGACCAAUGCAUAUAUAUUUGUCUUAUUUUUUUCCAUUCUUAAAAUAAAAAGGAGAAAGCACUUUACAAUGAUUAAAAAUGAAGAAAAUAAAAGAAAUACAUACUGUCCCAUAUAUAAAUCUGAAAUUGAUUUAUAAUCUAAUGCAUAUUAGCACGGACUAGAUGAAGGCUGCAUUUCAUGCCUCAGUGUUCAGACUUUAAUCUUGUAAUUUCUGCCCAUUUAAACUUGACUCAUUUGGUCUUAAGCAGGCAUACAGAGCAUUUCAAUUGAGGGACAUUAGUAUUUUUCUGCUACCAGCCUAAGGCUAGAUGUCCAUUAAGAGUUUGUGAACAUUUUGAAUUAAUUUUGUUUGUAAAAUAAAUGUUCUCCGUGUAAAAAUGACUGAUAAAUGUAGCAGGAAAAUUAAAAAAAAAAGUGAGUUGUUAAUGUCACACUUUGUGCAAAUCAAGUUCAGACUGAAUAUACCAUAGUUCGGACUGAGCACACUGUAUUUGCUACCAUCCUCAUAAUAAGGAGCAGUGCACACUGAUGAAAAUGUGUUUGAAAUUCUGAUAACAGAUCUUAUUUUAAUGAAAAUAGGUGGGAGGUAAAAUUGAAAAAGCUAUAAAUAAUUUUGUUAUAAGAUGUUUAUAUCAUUAUAAUCAACCAAACAGUGUUUUAUAUUUGGGCACAGCUUUUAUUAUGUGUGUGUUAUAAGGAUAGGAAUGGGGACAGUAAAAUAGGAAAUAUGAUCAAUGAGAAACAGGUUACUAUGAGAAGUCUUUCUGUGAUUCUUCAUAUGCUUGUUGGUUGUCAUCUGAUCUUAGUGUUUGAAAGAUUUUUUUAAUUUUUAUCCAGAGGCUCACCAAAGUUUGCAGACAGAAGCCACGGUUGUGAUUUCCCAACAAUACAAUGGCUCAAUGCUAGUUUGUACCUGCUAAAAUUAGAUUGACUGAAGGUGGUCAUCUUUUUUGUGUUUUCAGUAUUGAUUAAAAAUAUCAAUUAUUAGACUGAUGUACAGCACAUCAGAUUGAUCAGACUUUUUGGUUCUGAGAAAGAGCUUUCAACUUGUUUGUGCUCCUUUUCAGUGGUUAUGGCCCAAACUUUGCAUAGUCGUUUGCGAUAGAUGCAUUUCAAGAUUUGUGCACUUCUCCUUAGAGGUGAAUGAUGUGGUGGCCUUAUAAAUGUCCAAAAUAUUAAUUUAGUUCGGAUAAGCGGUAGAAGAUGAAUGAAUGAAUGAAUGAAUUUACUUUUUUUUUUUUUUAUUUUAUUCAAGUGGACACAAAUUGAUGUAAUGGGUGCAUACAUGUCUCAUGACAAUAACUCUGGUUAUUCAGUCAAAUGCAAGUCUAUGAUGACAAAGAUUUUUAGAAUGUGUCAAUUUAAUUAAAAAUUUACAGAAAGGCAAAUAAAUGCAUCAUAUCAAAUAUUA
Molecule: messenger RNA, 4948 nt
Organism: Tachysurus vachellii
Lineage: Eukaryota; Metazoa; Chordata; Actinopteri; Siluriformes; Bagridae
Product: TSC22 domain family protein 1-like
Exons: 3
Coding region: 719-3142 (807 amino acids)
Biological process (GO): regulation of transcription by RNA polymerase II
Source: RefSeq, a predicted model, not a curated record